Molecule: messenger RNA, 4219 nt
Organism: Trachymyrmex cornetzi
Lineage: Eukaryota; Metazoa; Arthropoda; Insecta; Hymenoptera; Formicidae
Gene: mirr
Product: iroquois-class homeodomain protein mirror
Exons: 6
Coding region: 1259-3097 (612 amino acids)
Biological process (GO): neuron differentiation; cell development; regulation of transcription by RNA polymerase II
Cellular component (GO): nucleus
Molecular function (GO): RNA polymerase II cis-regulatory region sequence-specific DNA binding; DNA-binding transcription factor activity, RNA polymerase II-specific
Source: RefSeq, a predicted model, not a curated record
UCUUUCGCGAGUUCGAAGCGCGUGAUUGCGCAGGCCGUGAGGCGACCGGCUGCGUGGAAGGACCGCGGAGGAUAAAAAGAGACGGCCGGUGUGCGCGAUUCACAUCGUCCUCGUUGUUCUCCCUCUCACUCAUCUCCAUCUCUCUCUCUCUUUCUCUCUCGCUUUCCCUCUAUCCUCCUCCGUCAUUCCUCUCCUUUUUCAGCGGUGUCCCUCCGACACCCUCACUCAACCUACCACUCUACCUCUCUCUUUCUCUCUCCCUCUCGGGCCUCUCCUCUCCCCCUCGCUCAGCUUGCCAUCCCGUCCCUCUGACGCUCGCUCGUUCUCGUUCCCUCCUCCCUCUAUCCCAUCUGCCCUUCUCGCUCCCCCUCACCGUAGCCGUCUCGCUCGCGCCCGCGAUCCAUGUACCUCCGCCUUCCUAUCCACCAAGCGGAGGACUGGAUUCCGUCGAAAAGAAACGACGAUUCGGAGGAUAGUCGCGACCGAUCAUAGCUGGCGCGUCGAUCGGAUCAACGGAGUGAACUAGCCGUCCGCGACUAACCGCAUCGCGCGUUACCACGACAAGUGCCACGCAUCGCUGUCGCGCGCUCUGUGCCCUUUAAUCUUUUUUUUUAUACUGCAACUCGUGAUCUUUCGGUGUGCCGGACAGAGCUCACGCUCCUUCUUCAAGAGGACUCUUGUCCGUUUCCCCCUUUGACCAACGCGAAAGUGAUCGAAGUGCAUGCGGUCCGCGGUACGACCAUAUAUCACCGGCUGUCGUUCGCGGCACUUUCUUUCGCAACCUGCUUCGCGAGUGUUCCCGCAAUAACGACGAUAACGACGACACGUAGAAGUUCCAACAACAGAACCGCUACCGAGGACUACUUCUCGGUCGCUCUCGCGCUUCAACUUGUUUUCGCGUGUGACAGUGCGAGUGCAUAUGCCGGCAGCGGACCGCCACCGAUUCCAACCGGUUCGAGUGCAACUGGACGGCCAGUCGCGACGACCGGGCAUACGGGAGUGCCGUCGACGCGAGUAGCACCCCGCUACGGGGUGGCUGGACACGCGACACAGAGGGUUCUCACGCCUACGCGUGAGCAUUCGCUUCAGGCACGCUAGUGAGAAAAAGGAAAAAAAGGGAAAAAAAGAGCGGAAGUGUGACCGAUUCGCGAAGUGACUACGUCCGGGAGCGAGGCGCAUACGGCGAAUGCCGCGGACUUCUGGAACGAUGAUCGCGUAGCGGUGCCCGACCAUCACGGCCCUGAGCGGCCGACACAUCAUGUCACAGUUCUCUUUCCGAGGAUCGCCAAAUCUACAGUGUCCUGUGACAGUCAACUCGUCGUUGGCGCCGUCCUCGGCCUCGCCUGUCACCGGUGUGAUCCUCAGCGCGGGCGGCUCGUCCCUGGUCAGCAGUGUAGCCGCCAGUACGACGACGAAUCAUCCUCUGGACGUAGCCGGUCUGUCGCAAGCGAGGAUGGCAGUGACGAGCGCGAUUGUGAGACCGCCUGGCAGUCCCACUACCUCGGUUAGCCCGUCCCAGGGUCAUCCGCCACCAUCGGCCGGAGGUCCUACUGCAGCCAGGUGUUGCGAUACCGGUCGGCCAAUCUUCACCGAUCCACUGACAGGCCAGACCGUUUGCUCCUGCCAGUACGAACUGCUGGGUGGCUAUCAGCGUCUAGGUGGCCUACCCACGGCCGCGCUCUCUAUGUACAGCGCGCCAUACGCGGCCGCCGCCGCGGCGGCGGCGUCCGAGGGUAUGGCUGCGUACUUUCCUAGCUUGGGCGCCGAGCAAGCACCCUUCUACACGCCCACGGCCGCCGGUCUAGAUCUUAAAGAAAAUCUGGGCGCUGGAGCCGCAGCAGCGUGGCCUUAUCCCUCGAUGUAUCACCCUUACGAUGCUGCUUUUGCGAAUUACCCCUUCAAUGGUUAUGGCAUGGAUCUAAAUGGCGCGAGGCGAAAAAACGCGACACGAGAAACAACGAGUACGCUGAAAGCGUGGUUAAACGAACACAAGAAGAAUCCAUAUCCCACUAAAGGCGAAAAGAUCAUGCUGGCUAUUAUUACCAAGAUGACACUGACACAAGUGUCGACGUGGUUUGCGAACGCGCGGAGACGCUUGAAAAAAGAAAAUAAAAUGACGUGGGAACCAAGAAAUCGUGUUGAAGACGAAGAUAACAAUAACGAAGACGAUGAUAGCGGGCGGAAAAGCGUCGAUGAGAAAGAUCGGCUAGAUUCGAAAGACUCAGGUACAGGUUCCAGCGAGGACGGGGAACGACCGGCGCACCGUUUGGACUUACUACAUGGCGGCAGUGGUGGAUCGGCGGGCGUCCAAGGUAGAACCGAGAGCGAGUGGAGCGAGUCGCGAGCGGACAGUGGCCCGGAUAGUCCGGAAUGUCUGUACGAUCAGAGGGAACCGAGGCAUCCGCUGCAACUACAGCAUCCGGCGUAUCUCACUCAAAAUCACGGUCGAUUGUUGCGCCAUCCCUCGCCGGAGAGCACGUCGCCAGGUAGUCAACAUCAUCUUCCACCGAGUACCAGCGCGCCGUCCACGGGUAGCGCGGUGACGACGAAGCCGCGGAUCUGGUCGCUGGCGGACAUGGCGAGUAAGGAUGGAGAUCAGCAAAAUACGAAUCCAGCCACGAUGACGGGUCUCACGUCACCUUACAGUGGAACGGGCGGAGGCGGAGGUGGCAUUGGCGGGGGGGGGGGGGGGGGGCAUCCGGGCACGCAAUUUGUAAGACCGCAUCCGGACUUCUACAGGAAUUUGUACGGUGCGUCCCAUCUCGGCUCCGGUGACAUAUCUCUGCUGGAGACGUAUUCGAGGACUCUUGGUGGACUUGGCGGCGUAAUACCACCAUCCACGGCCCCGAGCAUACUUACGUCCUCGUCCUCGUCGAUCUCCGCCGCCGGUAACGUGAAACCUUUUACGAUCAACGGUGGUAGCGGGGCGGCGGGCGGUACCCCCGCCGGAUCGGCAGUUUUACUGACUACCGCGUCUUCCGGUUUGUCGCCGUCGUCGUCGUCGACGGCGUCGUCGGGCGGGUCCGAUCAGUCACCUCAUCCGGCGGGCGGCGGUCUGCCCGCGACUCAAGAACUCAAAUCUCCCGGACGGGUGUGACUCGACGAAGCGACCGAUCGCUAAAGAGACGUUUAUCGCGGGCGCGCGCUGUGCAUCGGCGGGCGUUUUGUGUGGUGUGGCUGACAAUAAUCAGAGACUACAAUCUUGUAAUUAGUGUACAGUAUAAAAUGGAGAUGAUGAGAUAUACUGCCCCAACCCGCUUCCUCGUUUCCUAGUCUUUUCAUUUUUUUUUCUCUUUUUCAAUGUCAUCGUCGAUGUUUCUUUUAUCUCUCAUACCCUUCCCUUCUUUCCUUCGACUUUUUAUCCAAGUUUUAUUUUCCGUACUCAAUUAUUCUCGAUAAAAAGGGAAAAACUCGUAGUACCGAUUACCCAUAGUGGCUCUAUCGCGGUAUAACCGUACAACAUCUAGCGUGUCAACUCGACAGUACUAUUACACACACAUAUAAAUAUUAUAAAUAUCUAAAGAUAUACGAUAAUAUAAUUAAUAUUAUUUAUGCGUUUGUAAAUAGUAGAGAAAGGCCCAGUAGAGGAAUCGUCCGGCCAGUGUAUGUAUUGUAUGUAGAGUAGACACUAUAUUACUAGCCUACCUGAGAUCAUAAUUCAUAUUAAUGACGAUUAUUAUUAUUAUGAUUAUUAUGAUUAUUAUGAUUGUUAUUGCAAUGUUUAUAAUAUUAUCGAUUCACGUCGACUCGGUCGAGCAUGACGAGGUAUGGGUCGUUAAUCGCGGCGACAGAUUGCGAGGGAUCGUCGGAGUGUAUAAAGAUUCUUGGAGGUCAGUCUUUGAUUCCUCUUCUUGUAAGUAUCUCCUCUCUUAUUUAUUUUGCUAAAAAUUAUUGGCUCGUGAUAAUUUUUCGCAAGAGCGGAUAAAGGCUGCCAAAUCGCGAAUCGAUGCACAAAUAUGACAUCGCUCGCAAUCUGCUGCGAACACAAUUUCCAUCGCGUCCCGUCGUCGUUGCGUAGAAAAGGAACGUUCUAAGUUACACGAAGGUGAAGCCACGGGCACAACGGCUGUCAACAUAUCAUGUCAUGUCGAGAGUGAACGAUCGCCAUCACCUUUUAGUCAUUCGUGUCCAAAAUUUCACGCGAACUCGCUGAUGCCACACUGACAUGUGACAUCAAUGCAGACUGUGUCCUUUCGCAAUAAACGAAUCAUUACGGAAA